Molecule: messenger RNA, 435 nt
Organism: Fonsecaea erecta
Lineage: Eukaryota; Fungi; Ascomycota; Eurotiomycetes; Chaetothyriales; Herpotrichiellaceae
Exons: 2
Coding region: 1-435 (144 amino acids)
Molecular function (GO): oxidoreductase activity
Source: RefSeq, a predicted model, not a curated record
AUGGCCACCAAGCAAAAAGUCCUGCGGGUGUCGAUGUACCUCAAGAGAAAGCCGGAAAUGAGCGAAGAGGAGUUCAACCACUACUGGUCGCACGUCCACGGACCCUUGGUGCGGCCACUGGUGGAAAAAUAUGGCAUUUUGAAAUACACCCAGUACCACACCUCGACAAGCGUCCAGCAGACCACCAUGGCCGCGUGGCCAGAACUGCAGGCCCUGGCAGUGACGCCCUACGACGGCGUGGCCGAAUUCAUUGUCAAGGACAUCGAGGGCAUCAAAAAGUCGCGAGACGACCCCUUUUUUAUUGAGAAGGUGCGGCCCGACGAGGAGAAGUUCUUCGACGUGAAAGGCAUGGCCUGGACUAUCGGCUGGGAAGAGGUGUACGUUCUCGACGGCAAGAUCGUGCCGGACAGCGAGGCCCGGGUGAAUGCUCCGUAA